CAUCCACGUCCCAAACUUCCUGUCUGGUUGAGCAGUUUUUCCCCUUCCCAGAUCCUCAUACGUGGCUGCAAGGAGGAGGAAGAGGAGGGAGAGCCAGGCAGCUGCAGCUGGCCCAUUCCUGCCGUCAGCUGCCCGCCGGGAGUGUUGACAGUUUGCGGCGCUAGUCAGCCUCCCUCUCGUCGGCUUGGAUGGCAGGGACACUCCGGUGCGAACCCUGCUUAAGCCACAAGGUAUUUGCCCAGGGAUAAGGCGGGAUUACCGGUUACAAGUGGUCUUUGGUCCGUGGGACGGAUGAAAGCUGAAGGCUGUCACAGGCCCACCUGGGCUGUUGCUGCUCUGUGUAUCAUAGUCAUCCUUUUGAUGCUGACCUCCAAGGGGUCAUUAAGCCAGAAGAUUACACAAACUGCUAUGGCUCAUGCUACAGCCACAGCUGCAAGACCCGGCCCUAACCUCACAGAUGAUCUCCAAGGCCUCCAGGUGCUAGCAGACUUCCUAGCUAGUGAGCGCACCCAUAUUUGGCUCUUGUCCCUUGCGGGAUCAGUUGUUGUAGGCCUCACUGGGAUUUUUCCUCUGCUCAUCAUUCCCAUUGAAGCUGGGGCAGCCCUCAAAACAGAAGCUGGAUGCCAGAAGCUGAAGCAGCUUUUGAGCUUUGCAAUUGGUGGUCUUCUUGGUGAUGUAUUCCUUCACCUCCUCCCUGAAGCAUGGGCACUCUCUGAUUCCUCAGCCCAUAAAGAAAAGCAUUACAUGACGCAGGGCCUCUGGGUAAUUAUUGGCUUGCUGGCCUUCCUUCUCCUGGAGAAGAUGUUCCCAGACCAAGAUGGCCAGAAGGACGCACCAUCUCAUUCAGACCUGAAUUCUAACUCUGCUACACAUUCAAAUUCAGUUUAUAGCGGAAAUACUGUUGUGUUACGUGGAAAUGGGCCACACACUGACUCACAGAAAUCCUCAAAGCAACAGAGUCUGCAGGGAACAUCAGACAAAGUCAAGACAAGUGGCUACCUAAACUUACUGGCCAACUGCAUUGACAACUUCACCCAUGGACUGGCCGUUGCAGGGAGUUUCCUUGUCAGUAAAAAGGUUGGGUUCCUGACGACUUUUGCCAUCUUGCUUCAUGAAAUUCCACAUGAGGUGGGGGACUUUGCCAUUUUGCUGCGAGCUGGAUUCGACCGGUGGAGUGCUGCUCGUCUGCAGCUAUCCACUGCACUAGUUGGUGUCCUGGGCGCCUGUUUCGCAUUGUGUGCUCAAUCACCAGAAGGCACAGAAAAUGCCACUGCUUGGAUACUUCCUUUCACUUCUGGAGGAUUUCUCUACAUUGCCUUGGUGAAUGUGGUUCCUGACCUGCUCGAGGAGUCUAGUUUCAGACACUCUGUUCUCCAGAUCCUGCUCAUUUUCUGCGGUGUGGCUGUUAUGGGUCUUCUGUCUGCUGUUUGAACUUCGAGAAACACUCUUCUUGCCGUAGUAGGAACACUAUGGAGGUCUUAUCUGUUGCCUGACCGCUAACAAUCCAUCUUCAUAGACAGUCAUCAAGCUUUACCUUAAAUACAUGACUAAAAUGGCACUUUAUCAAUCAAUGACAAGACGUUUUUAUUGGACCUUUGACAGUGUGCCAGCCCUAUAUAUAAAAGGAAAUAAGAUAUAUUUUUUAUGGAUUUCUGUUACCAUGUAAAUCUGACAAUCCUGUUUUGCACAUAUAGUUACAGAGGUACAUCCAGUAGGUUUGCAUCUAACCUAAGCAUUGGAUGCAAUUGUAGCAUCUGCAUAUUUAUUAAAAAGAAGACACGCAGCAUACAGUAUGUCACUUUGGCACCUCUGCCACUCCAGCAUUGUCUUUUGUUAGGGAAUAAGUGCCAAUAUUUCUAUUACACUCGUGUUAGAGCUACACCAAAGUACAUGUCAUUUGUGUGUGUGUGUGCCUACAUACCUAUUUUCAUAAUUGCACCUUUUGAGCAGGAUUGUUUCGCUAAAAACAGCUACAGUAUUAUUCAUGAUACUGGUUGGUGUUCUUUUUAUCCCAAAAUGUUCUCAAAGAAAAUAAAACAAUGUAA
Molecule: messenger RNA, 2045 nt
Organism: Nerophis lumbriciformis (worm pipefish)
Lineage: Eukaryota; Metazoa; Chordata; Actinopteri; Syngnathiformes; Syngnathidae
Product: zinc transporter ZIP13-like
Biological process (GO): intracellular zinc ion homeostasis; zinc ion transmembrane transport
Cellular component (GO): membrane
Molecular function (GO): zinc ion transmembrane transporter activity
Source: RefSeq, a predicted model, not a curated record